Chelonia mydas (Green sea turtle) is the source of this 1744-nucleotide messenger RNA. RefSeq names its product zinc finger protein 239-like. Gene Ontology annotation, molecular function: DNA-binding transcription activator activity, RNA polymerase II-specific; RNA polymerase II cis-regulatory region sequence-specific DNA binding. The transcript is spliced from 4 exons. Lineage: Eukaryota; Metazoa; Chordata; Testudines; Cheloniidae. Gene Ontology annotation, cellular component: nucleus. The record is from RefSeq and is a predicted model, not a curated record. The coding region runs from base 863 to 1744 and encodes 293 amino acids. Gene Ontology annotation, biological process: regulation of transcription by RNA polymerase II.
UACGGUCUGGUCCUGAAGUCCAGAUGUCAGGGGAGAGCUCAUUCAGCCCCGGCUUACACAACCUGUGUGGAAGCAAAAUGUGACUAUAGGCAGGACUCGGUCUGGAUUGUUUUAUUCCACAGACCGGGGUAUCAGUACGUGGGUGGUUGAUGUUGGCAGUGACUUUCGCGACCAGCCCUUCACCUGAGAGAGGGAGCAAGAGAAGCUGAUGGGGGAGAGCUAGAAACAAGGACCCCCUAAACUGGAGUAAAGAAGUGGCUUCCUCAUGUCUGUGCUCCUGUUUUGUCUAAGGGUUCCCGAUUUUCACACCCGCGGUGAUCUCCCGGCUGGAGCGAGGGGAGGAGGCCUGGGUCCUGGAGCUGCCAACCUCUGAGGAACACACGAUCCCCAGGGCCGCCCUAAGAGGUGACGGGCCGGCGAGUGGGAACGUGGAGGAGAAGGCCCAGCAGGCAGGGCUGGAGCGAGUGGAGCCCCGCGGGGCGGUUUCGGGCAGAUCCCCCGGGAACGGUUCCCAGAGUCCUGCCCUGGGAAAGGCCUGGGAGAGUCAGAGCCGGCCAGAGCAGGGAAACCCCCCGGAGGAGAGACGGGGCAAAUCUACUGAGCUGGGGGGAGAUGCCACGGCCCCCCGUGAACCAGAAAUCCAGCCAGGAGCCCCCGCGGGAGAGAAAGAAACCACGUGCGCCGAGUGUGGGAAGAGCUUCAGCGCCCGCUUGGCCCUGACCAUCUACCGGCGAAGACACACGGGGGAGCGCCCCUACCCCUGCCCCGAGUGCAGCCGAGGCUUUGUGGUGAGCUCGGCGCUCGUCACGCGCCGCAGGGCGCCCACGGGCGAGCGGCCCCACCGGUGCCCCGUGUGCCGGAAAUGCUUCAAGCAGCGGUCGGACGUGGUGACGCACCAGCGGGCCCGCACGCGGGACCGGCCCUACGCCUGCCCCAACUGCCCAAGCGCUUCCGCAACGGCUCAGCCCUGGCCACCCACCGGCGGCUCCACACCGGGGAGCGGCCCUACACCUGCCGCGUCUGCGGGAAGGGCUUCCUGGAGAGCUCGGCCGUGGCCACCCACCAGGGCACCCACACCGGCGAGCGUCCCCACCGCUGCCCCGACUGCGGGAAGGGCUUCGUGCAGAGGUCGGCCCUGGUGUCGCACCAGGGCACCCACCUGGAGGACAAGCUGCACAAGUGUCCAGCCUGCGGGAAGGGCUUCAGCGCCAGGCCGGCCCUCGUUGCCCACCAGCGGGCCCACGCGGGGGAGAGCACGGAGCCGGCGACGCCCCGGGGGCCCCAUCGGCCCUACCAGUGUCCCGAGUGCGAGAAGAGCUUCACCCGCAGCUCCCACCUGGUGGCCCACCGCCGGCUGCACGCGGGCGAGCGCCCCUUCUGGUGCCCGCGCUGCCUGAAGGAGUUCAGCGAGAGCUCCAGCCUGGCACGGCACCCGUGCGUCCACACGGGCGAGCGGCCCUACCCCGAGUUCAGCGAGAGCUCCAGCCUGGCACGGCACCCGUGCGUCCACACGGGCGAGCGGCCCUACCCCUGCCCCGACUGCGGGAAGAGCGUCAGCCGCAGCUCCCACAUCGCCACCCAUCGCUGGGUGCACACGGGCGAGCGGCCCUACCCCUGCCCGGUCUGCGGAGCCAGCUUCAGCUGCAGCUCGACCCUCACCAAGCACCAGCGGACCCAUGCCCAGCAGGCCAGGCCCGCGGCCAGCCUGGCAACGGCUGUCCCGCCCGCCCAGGACACCCAGUGA